This is a messenger RNA of Quercus lobata, 864 nucleotides long. RefSeq lists its product as uncharacterized. The transcript has a single exon. NCBI's taxonomy places the organism in Eukaryota, Viridiplantae, Streptophyta, Magnoliopsida, Fagales, Fagaceae. The record is from RefSeq and is a predicted model, not a curated record. Bases 1 to 864 code for a protein of 287 amino acids.
AUGGAUCUCCCACCAAGCUUCCACAGCAAGGGGGGGCUGGUAUGCAAGCUUACUAAGUCCUUGUAUGGACUAAAACAAGCUUCAAGGCAAUGGUUUGCCAAGUUUUCCACUGCAUUAGUUCUUCUUGGAUUUACACAGUCCAAGGCUGACUACUCUCUUUUCAUUAAGAAGAACUCUACUUCUUUCAUUGCCCUAUUGGUUUACGUUGAUGAUAUAUUGAUUGCUAGUGACAACAAGCAAGCAGUUGAUGAGUUGAAGAUUCUAUUAGAUCAAAAAUUCAAGCUAAAAGAUUUGGGUGAUUUGAAAUUUUUCUUAGGCCUUGAAGUUGCAAGGACUACUGAUGUUAUCAAUUUAUGCCAAAGAAAAUAUACACUUGAAGUGUUGGGUGAUGCUGGUAUGUUAGGAUGUAAACCAGCCAAAGUGCCUAUGGAUCAGAAUCUCAAGCUUAGUAAGUAUGAGGGAAAGGAGUUGCAAGAUCCAAGCUCUUAUAGAAGAUUGAUAGGAAGGUUACUAUACUUAACAAUAACCAGGCCUAACAUAACCUUUGCUGUAAAUAGACUCAGUCAGUUCAUGGCACAUCCUAGAGAACCCCAUCUGCUAACAGCUCAUAAGGUCUUGCAAUAUCUAAAGAGUUCACCAGGGAAAGGCUUGUUUUUCUCAAGCAAAUCAGAAUUGCACUUGAAGGCCUUUGCUGAUGCAGACUGGGCUUCAUGCCCUGACACUAGGAGAUCUGUCACUGGUUUUUGUGUCUUUCUUGGUGAGUCUUUUAUUUCAUGGAAGUCAAAGAAGCAACAAACAGUUUCACGGUCUUCAACAGAGUCUGAGUAUAGAUCAAUGGCAGUAGCAGUCUGUGAGAUCAUUUAG